AUGGCGGAAAAGAAGGCUGAAGUUGAGCACGGUGUUGAGGCAGACAAACCCUCAGUAGAGGUCCAGUCUGCGAUCCAGACUUCUAAAAGAUGCUCCUCUCCAGUCCCGGAGUCGGAACCUCCUCUCAAGUGUCACCGGACCGACUCGACACUUUCUACCACACAGACGACAGAUCCUGGAGCCGAACAGUCAGAGAUGACGAAACAAGAAAUGGAGACACUCACAAUAAAUCCCUGUGAACAGAAUAAAUCCUGGAGGAGAAACACCAUAACCCGACGCUCCCUCCCUGCCCUUCCCAACCCAUAUGAGAGUUUGUGCAGAAGCAUAAGUCCAUCCUUACCACAACAAGAGAGACUUGAAAAACUGCUGGAGGCUUCAAUGGAGAUGGCACUAGAAAGAACUCAAAAUUCACUUGAGUCAUUUCCAAAAGCUUCACUGGACUCCUUCAAAAAACAAGUUGAAAACAUCAAGAUGGAGUGGAGCUGCUUAACCAAAAAUACAAGCAAUGAACCAGAUAAACUAUCUUCAAGUCAACCAAAUUGCAGUCAGCCUGCUGUGCAAAGAGCCAUGGAAAAUGUCCAGAAAGCAAUCAGCAGGCUCAAGGCUGAAAGUGAGUCUUGGGAGGCACUUUUGAACAAACACAAGAAAAAAGCAGAGGAACUGGAAAAGAAGGUGAAGAUGGGACAGGAGACGGGCAUACCUCUAAACUCUACAUUAAUAGUCCAGUCCUCGCAGAACUCUGUCAUACAGAGUAAACCCAACUACCACAAUGUCCUCUGUAGGCAGCGACCCAUGAUGCAUACUAUGGCCAUGAUUAUGGAGACUCAGUGUAAAAUGAUACAGCAGCUACAUACCAUCAAGGAGCAGUCACAGCUGUUAGUCAAAAAGACCAGUGUCCAAUUAGCUGAGGAGGCCGGAUUCCAGGAGCUUUCAUCGAACCUUCUUAAGAAUCUGAUGUCGGCACCUUUGCAAAAGGCAACUACAUAAACAAUAUGUCCCAAAUAGAUGAUGCUUCUGUAGAGCUGAAUCCAACGACUGUUAAAAAUGUACAUAUAUUCUUGUGCUUUUAUAUCAUUUUCCAAAUUUGUUGAUUUUCCUGUCCUGUUUUAUUAAACAAAGAGAAAAUAACAUUUUAUGUUAUGCUCCAACAUAGCUACUUUAAUGGCAGUGGCAAAUUAUACAUGGAUUUGACCAGCAGGUGGCAGUGGUGAGCUAUUUACAAAAUCGUAUUGAAGGUGGUGAAUUGCCUGAGUAGAUUAUUCUUUUGGCCUUAAUUAAGUGCAUUUUCAUAUGUAAAUCCUGAAAACUGUUUAGACCCAUUAGCAAAUGUUUCCACCAUCCAGCAAAGUAUGGUCCCUGUUUUUGGUGUUAUCAAAUUAAACUACAAUAAUAAUAAAUAAAACAGCCACCUCGUCUUAAAAGUGAUUACCAAAGUAUGUUGAUAACUAUGGCAAUUAAUGUUGCGGCAAUAAAGAAUUCAUAGUUUUGACAGUAGGAUAUAUUUUAUAUAUUUGAUGCUAUAGUUAACUUGAAUAAUAAUAAAACCCCCAAAAAAUCAAAGGUAAAUUCCUGAAAGCACCAAUGUGAUGACAAUGUUAGUUCAAAAAGCAAUGACGUAGCAUAAAUUGUGAAACAUUUUUGAUUAUAUUCUUGUUAAACUAUUCAAGUAAAAAUGAAAAGGAAAACUUUUCUUCUUACUUUACACACAUUCUUGCAAA
Molecule: messenger RNA, 1718 nt
Organism: Poeciliopsis prolifica (blackstripe livebearer)
Lineage: Eukaryota; Metazoa; Chordata; Actinopteri; Cyprinodontiformes; Poeciliidae
Exons: 11
Coding region: 1-987 (328 amino acids)
Biological process (GO): cell division; mitotic sister chromatid segregation
Cellular component (GO): MIS12/MIND type complex
Source: RefSeq, a predicted model, not a curated record